AUGUCUCGAGUUCAUGAGCUCUAUACUUCAGCAAGCGGCGCGACCCGUGCGAAUCAGGACAUAGAGUUCCUCACUCGCUCGAUGAAAGACCUCACCUCUGGUCUUAGUAUCAACAAGCCACUCGAUCAACUGAGCGAAACCGAGGAAUCAUUAAACCGGCUUGUUAUGGAAUGUCGCAAAUGGACAGAUGACCUCCUGGCGCUUCUGGAUAAGAUCAAAACGCGGCAUUCACGCAGCAGCUUGGAAGCUGUGAAGGCUAUGAUCCGGAAUAUAAGAAAGAAUCACGACAAGAUGAGGCUAAUAGAAACCUCCGCAAAGUUGGACGAGAUUAUCAAACUUAGCGAGUCACGCGAGAAGAGUAUGGAAGCUCUGAUGCAAAAUACUUGCAAUCUUCGUGCUGCUGUAAAUGCAACAAGUCUUUCCGGCAAUGCUUUAAACGACAUCAAUUCUGUGUUCACGGCCACUGAUGACAUUGUCCUGCAGUUCUGGCAGCGGAAAGUGCUAGACGCUUUGCAGUCAAACGCCACAAAUGAAAGAUACAUUGCCGUAGAGCCCGCUCAUGCAAAAACAUUCGAGUGGCUAUUUGACGAUACACAGGAUACAUGCACUACGGAGCUCGCUCAAGGCAGAGAGGACGAGGCUUUAAGUGCUCCAGUAACACCGAAUCAUGACGCUGGUUCGAGCCGACAUCGCCAUCCUUACUUCAGUUCGACCUUCGUGAGGUGGCUGCGACAGGGGCAGGGUAUAUUCCACAUAAGUGGGAAGCCUGGGGCUGGUAAAUCCACCCUGGUGAAAUUCGCCUGUGAACACACCAUGGCUAAGAAGCAUCUGAAAUAUUGGGCGAAAGACGACAAACUGCUGUUCGCCAAAGCGUUUUUCUGGAAGCUCGGCACUGCGCCUCAGAUGAAUCUUCGCGGAAUGCUAUGUUCUAUAUUAUACGAGAUUGUACAACAAGCUCCCGAGCUCGCUGCAGCGGCAUUCCUGAGGCCCAACGACGUCAAAGACGCGUAUGCCAAGCUCGACUUCUCCACUGCUGAACUGGAGGAGGCCUUCGCAUCUAUGAUCGUCCAGGCAAACAAAGAUGAGACGCACAAGUUUGCGGUGUUCAUCGACGCCUUGGAUGAGUACAGUGGGGAUCAUGCCCACACAACUGAGAAGCUGAUCCACUGGGCCGAGCUUGGUAACGCACAAAUCAAGAUUCUCAUCUCCAGUCGGGAAUGGCCAGUCUUCACAACUAAGUUAGAGAAAUACCCGAAGUUUCGAGUUCAGGAGCUCACACAUGGCGACAUCUCAAUGUUCAUCAGAGAUCGGUCCGCUACGUGGUCGACAACAUUCGAUACAAUUCGUUCGGAUGAGGUCUCCCAACUCUCAGAGAUGAUUGCGAACAAAGCAGAGGGAGUUUUUCUUUGGGUGAAACUGGUACUCCAGGAAAUUGAGUCCGGCCUCUUCAACGGAGACGGGUUUCGAGAUUCGGCGCGGAAGCUCGCAAGCCUCCCGACGGAACUACAAGAUCUCUUUCAGCAUUUAUUUGAUUCUAUACCUGAAUCAGAUCGCCUGAAGGCGUCUACAUCAUUUCAAAUCUGCAUUGCCGCACGCAGGUUGUAUUCAUAUUUCAACGAGGUUAAUGACCAGUAUUUGUAUUCGGGCUCCGCCUCAUUACCCCUUCUUCGCUUUUGGUUCAUUGAUGAGCUCCUCGACAAUGAGAAUUUCACAAUACGCUCGCAUGGCACAGAAUCAACUCAAACCACAAUAAACCGGUAUGUCAACAUAACACGAAGACAGAUCAUUGGGCGGUGCAAAAGGUUUUUGGAUUUACAUGAAGACAAACACACUCUUUUAAAUGAAGGUGCUGUUGGUUUCAUGCACGCAACCGUGGUGGAGUUCCUGCAUCAAAAACAUAUAGCGAGCUCACUCAUCUCCACGAUUCGACACGACCGAGUUUUGGGACUUUUCAGACAGUCACUCUUGGCUGACAUCAAAUAUCUUCCUCGAGCCGAGUAUAAUAGCAGCGACCCUGGUAUACAGAGAGAACCAAACUUUAUCGCGGAGCUCAAGAGCACCAUCAACGAGUGCGUAAGGCAUUUCGAUUCGGAAUCCCCCGAGACACACAAGAAAACUCAGAAGACCAAACUGAACAGCUUUCUUUCACAAAUGGACAUGUUCAUGGCAAAACGUUAUGCAGAUUUACAAGUUCCUCGAUCCUGGUACGUCAUGCUUGGCUACGGGCAAGAUAAGUCCAUACAUGUCGGCAUCAGCAGCAGGAAAGAGGAAAGAGUCUCCAAUGCCGCUUUGAUUACGUGUUUAGCUGCCUAUUGUCGACUCUGGGAAUACUUGGACCACAAAAGGCACUGUCUGCUGUUCAUGCGGCGCUGCGAUCAGCGAAGUGUCCUUGUUUGCGUUCUUUUCAGCCUCGUACCUCAGCAAAGACACUAUCGAAACCAUAUCCGCACAGCAAGUGCCUUUGAAGUUUGCUUCCAAAGCGGUAUGUCACUGAAUGGUCCACUCGGGCAUGAAGAUGAAGCCCAAGGGGACGAGAAAUACAGCCUAUUUGAUCGGCUUUUACUCGUGCUGGCAUGUGACAUUGAAUCUAUUGAUAAAUUGUCACUUGAUAGUUUCGAAACAAAUGAUAGCGACCCUAAAUUCUAUCGUCCGAUGGAGCUGAUAGCGCUCUUCUUACGGUAUGGGGCUGUCUCAAGCAUGCGAAUCGAGUUUGAACGGGUCGAAGAACUCGAUAGUACGGAAGAGGGCGCAAGACAAAUGAAACGUAACCCCAAGCUAUAUCCUUUCAAAAAUGUUCAGGAUAGUGUUGUGGUCACGUUCUAUCCUGUAAUCCGACGCGCUGGACUGCAUGAGACCAAGAAGCUGUAUCGGGUCAUGUCCGACUCGUCAACAAAGUUUGUACAAUAUGCACUAAGAAGAGGCGGCAAGCUAUCAUUUCAAGAUCUUCUGAAGUUCUGGUUUCCCCGUAACUACGCAGCUAUGCUCGCGAUGUUAGAGACGAACGAGAAAGUCACCAGCAGCGAGGUGCGGGGAACACAGAUAUAUCCACUGCCCUUCCAGCCUGAAGCUGAGCCUUUUGGUGUACUAUUUCCCAGCGCAUCUCAUCGGAUGUUCCCAAAGAACACCGUGACGUGGGAUAUGAACCCGCCUUGGUAG
Molecule: messenger RNA, 3156 nt
Organism: Neoarthrinium moseri
Lineage: Eukaryota; Fungi; Ascomycota; Sordariomycetes; Amphisphaeriales; Apiosporaceae
Exons: 2
Coding region: 1-3156 (1051 amino acids)
Source: RefSeq, a predicted model, not a curated record